Messenger RNA from Neoarius graeffei (lesser salmon catfish), 1114 nucleotides. It is a transcript of the gene psme1, whose product is annotated as proteasome activator subunit 1. The record is from RefSeq and is a predicted model, not a curated record. NCBI's taxonomy places the organism in Eukaryota, Metazoa, Chordata, Actinopteri, Siluriformes, Ariidae. Gene Ontology annotation, cellular component: nucleoplasm; cytoplasm; proteasome activator complex. Gene Ontology annotation, biological process: positive regulation of endopeptidase activity; regulation of G1/S transition of mitotic cell cycle; regulation of proteasomal protein catabolic process. Bases 236 to 982 code for a protein of 248 amino acids. Gene Ontology annotation, molecular function: endopeptidase activator activity. The transcript is spliced from 11 exons.
CACAUCUCACUGCUGUGCUGCUGCUUCCCCCCAGCGCGCGCGACUCUUUUGGGAAUUCCGGAUCAGACCGGAUUUACUUUCACUUUCACUUUCUGCAACGAGCUCCGGCGCUUCUGGCUCUGCUUCCUCGCAAGUAACUGCGUGAAUCUGUUCUGUGGCGCUUUGAAAACAAUUCGAGAGGCUGUAUUUCAGUGAAAGAGCUUUCAUCCGAGUGAAAAACAUUCCCCAGAACAAGAUGACGUCAUUAGACAUGAGUCCUGCGUCGAAAAAACAGGUUGAUGGGUUUACAAAGAAGCUCACCAGAGAGGCAGAGCAGCUCGUCUCAACUUUCUUCCCUCAGAUGAUUUCAGAAAUGGACAACCUGCUCCAGGCAUCGCUGGUUUUGGAAGACCUUUCUGCUCUCAGAGCGCCGCUGGACAUCCCGAUACCCGACCCUGCCAAAGAGGAGCUGAAGAGAAAGAAGAAAGAAGAGAAACAAGCAAAGGAAGGAAAGAAAUCCGAAGACAAAGAGGAAGACGAAGCUGGUCCUCCCUGUGGUCCCAUCGCCAGUAACGAGAAAGUGGACAAUCUCAUUAAAGAGAUAAAACCCCACAUUCAGAUGCUGAAAGAAAAACUCAAUACAGUGUCCAUGUGGGUACAGCUGCAGAUCCCCAGGAUUGAGGAUGGGAACAACUUUGGUGUCGCCGUGCAGGAAAAGGUAUUCGAGCUGCUGACCAACACCCGCACCAAGAUCGAAGGAUUCCAGACGCAGAUCACAAAGUAUUACAGCGAGAGAGGUGAUGCUGUGGCCAAGGCUGCCAAACAACCACAUGUGGGUGAUUACAGACAGCUUGUUCACGAGUUGGAUCAGCACCAGUACUGUGAGCUGCGCAUCGUGGUUCUGGAGAUUCGCAAUACAUACGCUGUGCUGUUUGACGUCAUCAGCAAGAACUAUGACAAGAUUAAGAAGCCCAGAGGAGAUUGUAAAGCUCUUAUCUACUGAGAAACAAACACCAUCAACACUUGUUUAAAUAUUGCAUAUUAGAUUUCGGUUUGUGAUGCUUCCUCACAAAGCGGAGACAGAUGUGAAAUCGCCUUUGUUCAUCUUUACAUAAUAAAGCAGUGACAUUGUGUA